Messenger RNA from Hipposideros armiger (great roundleaf bat), 1202 nucleotides. RefSeq names its product quinone oxidoreductase-like protein 2. Bases 219 to 1028 code for a protein of 269 amino acids. Gene Ontology annotation, cellular component: mitochondrion. NCBI's taxonomy places the organism in Eukaryota, Metazoa, Chordata, Mammalia, Chiroptera, Hipposideridae. The transcript is spliced from 10 exons. The record is from RefSeq and is a predicted model, not a curated record. Gene Ontology annotation, molecular function: oxidoreductase activity.
CGAAGGGAUUAAGGCUCCCCGGGGUCCGUGCAGGGAGCCCUGCCGGUGGGCUGGCCCAGGGCGCGGUCCUGGCCGCCGCCAGCCUGAGUCGGGUCUUGUCGGGGAUGCGUCCCGGCCACUUCUCCGCUCUCCCCGGCACGCCGGGGGCGGGCCCCGCAUUCUCCGCCCUUCCUGUCUGAGUCGGACCCCUGCCCUCUCGCGACUACCUGGUUGGGGCCAUGGCGACGGUGGUUUGGGGGCUUUGGGGACGGUGCUUCCCUCGCGUGUGGCUCUGCAGGAGGGUCGGGCCGUGUGGUGGCCGCCACUACCGCGCCGCGCUGUGCACCGCGUUGAAGCAGCCCCUGGCCAUUGAGGAGGUGGCCCCCCGCCCUGUCCGACCUCACGAGGUCAGAGUUGAUGUCCAUUUCUGUGGAGUUAACUUUGCUGAUAUUUUGGUCUGCCGUGGUCAGUAUCAGGAAAGGCCCCACCUUCCUUUCACACCUGAGUUCUUGGAAAUGUGGAUCCAAUGGCCAGUAAUAGCUGCGGCCGGAAGUGAUGAGAAGUGCAAGCUGGCGCUGCAGAGGGGCGCACAGUCCAGCGUGAACUACAGCCAGGGCAGCCUGAAGGAGGCAGUGAGGAAGCUGGUGGGCCGUGGUGGGGUGGACGUGGUCAUUGACACCGCAGUGUGGCGGAUUCCAGAAAGAGUCCUCCUCCGAGAAGCUGCUGCCCUGCCCGUAUCCUAUGGCACCGCUAUUAUGGCUCUGGAGCACCGAGCAUGUACCCAGCCUGGAGAAAGUGUUCUAGUGACGGCAGCCGCUGGAGCCACGGGCCUUGCAGUGAUUGAUGUGGCAACAAAUGUCCUUCAGGCCAAGAAACCACAGGGCGGUCAAAUAAAGGACGUUCCAAGGAUGAGAUUCCCAAGUCAUGGAACAAAAAGGUUAUGCUUUCCAAACCCCAGUGUUGCCUUUUCAAGAAGUCAGGUCAAUGAUGCCUUCCUUCAUGUAACAGAGCGCAAAUCCACGGGCAAGGUGCUCAUCACCCUCAAAUAAAUCCUCACCUCAGUAGCAAACUCAGAAUGUCCAAAUCCACACUCAUCAUCUUUCCAAAAACCUGAUUUCCCUCCUGUGUUUAUAAAGUGUUACCAUCUUCCUUAUUAAUUCAGGUGCAGAAUCUUUUUUUUUUUUUAAGAUUUUUAUUGGGGAAUUGGGGGGAUGGGAACAGCA